AUGGCCGCGGCCGCCGAUGUUCGCGACAUGCUGGAUUUGCCCGCAGAAGGGCAGCCCAGACCACUCAAAAAACAGAAGGUCGUCGAAAAGCGACCAGAGGGUAUCACUCGCGAAUUGUACGCGCUGCUGGGCGAAAGGGCGCCACCGAUCGCGAUUAAUGAGAACAAGUACAAGGGUCGUCCAAAAUGGAUGAACAAGCUACGCGUCCGGCCAUGGAGCAUGGCACCAUUCACAAACAACGCCCGUUCCGAUGGCCUGGUCCUACAUCACUGGCAGAGAACGCACGAGUCAGCGCGACCGCCUGUGCCUACCACUACAGCCGCCCCAGAAGAUUCGCAGAUGGAGGUGGACCGGCCAAAGGAAGAUGGAAAGGAGGAGGGGCCCAAGGUACACGAGCAGGAAUAUGCCUUUGCCAAGUACAACGUGAAACCGCGCUUGCCCAAGAGAUAUACAGACGACGAGUACAAUCGACAUCUCAGAAGUGAUGACUGGUCACGCGAGGAAACGGACUAUUUAGUGGAUCUCGUCACUGAAUACGACCUUCGUUGGGUGGUUAUCGCCGAUCGAUAUGAUUACCAACCACAGAUGGACAUGGAGCCAGAUGCGAAUGCCCUUGUGCCGGCAAGGAAGCAUCGAACAAUGGAACAGAUGAAGGCGCGAUACUAUUACAUUGCUGCAACGAUGCUCUCGUUAGAGCACCCACCCUCAGAGAUGUCCGAGGCAGAGUUUGAUCUACAUGAAAAGAUGCUCAAGUUUGACCCCGAUCGAGAGCGCGACCGCAAAGAACUAGCCGCCCUCCAACUCAAUCGCACAGCCGACGAGGUGCGCGAGGAGGCGAUGCUACUCGAGGAGCUGAAGCGCAUUACAACCAACGAGCAGAACUUCAUCACCGAACGCCGAGAACUCUACUCCCGCCUCGAAGUUCCCAUCAGCGUCGGCAACACAGCCAUGUAUCAAUCCAGCGCGGGUCUUUCCCAACUCCUGCAGACUUUGCUGCAAGCCGACAAAAGCAAGAAGCGCCGCUCCAUACUCGGCGACGGUGCUCUUCCCAGUCCCGCCGGUCAGACCCCAACCGCAACCGGUGGCCUAGGCCGAGCCGAGACACCCGUCACACAAGGUGUCGGCAACAAGAAAGGAUCUAUCGCCAAGGAAACGAACCAAGUUGUGCGUGUGCUUACCCCUGCCGAGGAAGCGAGAUACGGUGUCCAGCACCACGAGCGUGUCUCAGCAGGCGUACAAUUCCGCAGCGACCGUGCCCAGCGACUCACUCAAGCCAAAUCCAACGUGCAGACCCAGAAACUGGCCAAUGCCCUAUCCGAACUUGAGAUCCCAGUGCGCCUUUUCAUGCCCACAGAACGCGUGUGCAAGGACUUCGAGAAACUCAUCCAGUCUGUCAACAUGCUUCUUGAUGCCCGCAAGGUCUCUGAAAAGGUGGAGAGCGAGAUUCGUGUUCUCGAGGCCGCGAAGAGUGAGCGCGAACGCAAAAUGAGAGAAGCUGCUGGUACUUCGGGGCAAACUGCGGCCGAUCAUCCACAAGUGAAGAAGGAGGCCCAAGACGGGGAGUCAGGCGUCGGGGAUCCUGCUAAUGGAGCGGGCGGUCCCCAGGCCGGGCAACAGCAAGGGGAUGGUAAUCACAAGCGAUCUGCUAGUGUGCUCAGUGCCUCAAGUGACAAGAGCAGCAAGCGGCAGCGGCGGUAG
Messenger RNA from Penicillium bovifimosum, 1698 nucleotides. Its product is annotated as SANT/Myb-like DNA-binding domain-containing protein. The record is from RefSeq and is a predicted model, not a curated record. Bases 1 to 1698 code for a protein of 565 amino acids. Gene Ontology annotation, biological process: chromatin remodeling; negative regulation of transcription by RNA polymerase II; DNA repair. Gene Ontology annotation, cellular component: NuA4 histone acetyltransferase complex; Swr1 complex. NCBI's taxonomy places the organism in Eukaryota, Fungi, Ascomycota, Eurotiomycetes, Eurotiales, Aspergillaceae. The transcript has 3 exons. Gene Ontology annotation, molecular function: transcription corepressor activity.